Menidia menidia (Atlantic silverside) is the source of this 240-nucleotide messenger RNA. The record is from the annotation of a GenBank genome assembly. NCBI's taxonomy places the organism in Eukaryota, Metazoa, Chordata, Actinopteri, Atheriniformes, Atherinopsidae.
AUGACCAGUAACCAAGGACCUGUGCCCCCAGACUCAGUGAUACAACUGCCAGUCUUUAUAGGGGAUGUGAAGGGCACUGGGGUUUCAAGCCAAACCAUUCACAACCGACUCUACGCUUUGGUUGAAAGCCAGAUGACUGUUGCAGGUGACACCAAGACACCAUCAAGUUUGCAGUGGGCACAAGGCCAUGUGACUUGGACAAUGCAGCAGUGGUCUACCGUCCUGUUCAGUGAUGAGUGA